UUCUCUCCUUAAACCAAGAAAAUGGCACUCAAAGUCCUUACUGCCCUUGACUCAGCUAAAACACAAUACUAUCACUUCAAAGCGAUUAUCAUCGCUGGUAUGGGCUUAUUCACUGAUGCAUACGACCUCUUUUGUAUCCCUCCGAUCAUGAAACUCAUCGGUCGAAUCUACUAUGGAUCAUCUAAGGAUCCUGGUCAAGUGCCACAGGCCGUCACAUCCGCUAUGGUUGUGACAGCCCUUUUGGGCACGGUUAUCGGUCAACUAGUUUUCGGCCGACUAGGUGACCUAAUCGGCCGACGCAAAGUCUAUGGCUUUGCUCUUAUGAUCAUGGUCUUGAGCUCUUUUGGAUGUGGACACUCUAUAUGCACGUCCAGGACAUGUGUUUUAUUCAGUCUUGGUUUUUUUAGGUUCUUGUUAGGGAUUGGGAUAGGUGGAGAUUAUCCUCUAUCAGCGACAAUUAUGUCUGAAUUUGCUAAUAAGAGGACAAGGGGUGCGUUUAUUGCUGGAGUUUUCUCAAUGCAGGGAUUUGGAAUACUUGCUAGUUCUACUGUCACAAUGAUUGUUUGUUCUAUUUUUGAUCGUGCUACUUCAGGAGGAAGUGAGAGUACACCUCACAGUGCAGAUUUAGCUUGGAGAAUUAUACUAAUGAUUGGCGCUGUUCCAGCAGGGUUUACUUAUUACUGGCGCAUGAUGAUGCCUGAGACUGCCAGGUAUACGGCUUUGAUUGAAAGAAAUGUACCACAAGCAGCCAAGGACAUGGAAAAAGUACUUGAUAUUUCAGCAAGUCAGAUUGCUGAGGAAUUUUGUGUUUAUCCAAGAAAUUCACCACCCUCUUAUUCCUUUUUCUCCAAAACAUUCAUUCAUAGCCAUGGCCGUAAUCUCUUUGCUUGUUCCAUUUCUUGGUUUCUAGUCGAUAUUGUUUUCUACAGCAGCAAUCUCUUUCAAUCCCAAAUAUACAAACGCUACCUAAGUAAAAAACAAGAGGUAAAUGCUUUUCAAGAAGCUUUUGAAGUUGCAAGACUUCAAGCUAUUAUAGCAAUUUGUUCAACAAUUCCAGGAUAUUUUGCUACUAUGUAUUUUAUCGAUCGAUUUGGGAGAGUUAAAAUCCAAAUGAUGGGAUUUUUCUUCAUGGCAAUAAGUUUAUUAGCAAUGGGAAUUCCAUAUUAUUCAUAUUGGAAUAAUAACACCAAUGGAUGGUUCAUGUUUUUAUAUGGCCUAACAUUUUUUUUCUCUAAUUUUGGUCCAAAUACAACUACUUUUAUAGUACCCGCGGAACUUUUUCCUGCUCGUUUCAGAACAACAUGUCAUGGCAUUUCUGGAGCUAUAGGAAAAAUUGGUGCAAUUAUUGGAUCUGUAGGUUUUUUAUGGGCUUCUCAUAAUAAAAAAGAAGAUGGUUAUACUAAAGGGAUUGGAAUGACAGCCUCGUUAAUACUUCUAGCUGGUGUUUGUUUAGUGGGAAUGAUUAUUACAUAUUUUUUUACCCCAGAGACAACGGGAAAAUCACUCGAGGAAAAUGAGAAUAUUAUUAGUGAAUAUCAUCAAAGAAACCCUGAGGGGUAGCUCAACUGGUAAAGGCCUGAGGACAAAGUCCUUCAGGUCGCCAGUUCGAGCCCCCGCAGGGUCACUGGAGGCAUUACAAACCGGCCGCGUCUCCAAGGUCCCGUGGAACUAACCGUGGUGCACGCAUUGAAACAGCGGGUCCCGGUGGGUACAGCUAGUCGGGUUCGUAAAGUGAUGCCCGGAAACUACGGUUAAAAAAAAAAUAAUAUCAUCUAAGAGAAUCUAGUGCUGGUACUGUGUAAAGAUUAAUUAUUUCUCCUAAUCUUGGUUUGUUAAGUUAAAUUGUUGCCUUGUUUU
Nicotiana attenuata is the source of this 1857-nucleotide messenger RNA. Its product is annotated as probable inorganic phosphate transporter 1-9. Gene Ontology annotation, molecular function: transmembrane transporter activity. The coding region runs from base 22 to 1560 and encodes 512 amino acids. Lineage: Eukaryota; Viridiplantae; Streptophyta; Magnoliopsida; Solanales; Solanaceae. The record is from RefSeq and is a predicted model, not a curated record. Gene Ontology annotation, biological process: transmembrane transport. Gene Ontology annotation, cellular component: membrane. The transcript is spliced from 2 exons.